Aspergillus fijiensis CBS 313.89 is the source of this 314-nucleotide messenger RNA. RefSeq lists its product as uncharacterized. Bases 9 to 227 code for a protein of 72 amino acids. NCBI's taxonomy places the organism in Eukaryota, Fungi, Ascomycota, Eurotiomycetes, Eurotiales, Aspergillaceae. The transcript has a single exon. The record is from RefSeq and is a predicted model, not a curated record.
GCUCGUCUAUGCGGUUUGCCCUGCCUUGCCUUAAGGGAGUCAGUUGUGCAAAACUUACCAGCGGCUUUGCAGGUCUUGCUCGCAUACGCGAGCGUGCCGACUGCGACAUGGGCAAGGCUCGAUAUCUACGAGGUGGGCAUUUGAUCGUAUGCAUGAGUUCUCCCUGGGUGACCUAUCUCUUCAGUCGACGAUUUUCCGAGAUCGAGGUUGCUGGUGCGAAGAUAUGAACAUCGAUGGUUCAUGUUGCCUACAGUUGUGAGAUGUUUACUUUCAUUCACAGAUUCGACCUGGGUGGACAAGAGAGCCGAUUCAAU